AUGCCACUUAACUUAAUAGAAUAUUCAAUACCUCCACCAACCUUGAUAUCUUUUGAAGAUGAUAUCAAAGAACAUCAAGCUAAAACUAUAAGGUUUCUUGGGAAUGCUUUAAUGGUCAUGCAAAUAUUGGAAGUAACGAAGCUAAAUAUUGGAAGGGAAGCGGCGGAUAAUGUUAUUGCCGAUGCUCGACUUCGUUACGCGUUUGUGGCUGCAGACUUAGAUUAG
Messenger RNA from Dentiscutata erythropus, 225 nucleotides. The record is from the annotation of a GenBank genome assembly. NCBI's taxonomy places the organism in Eukaryota, Fungi, Glomeromycota, Glomeromycetes, Diversisporales, Gigasporaceae.